AUGGAUGGCGAUCGCCGCAUCAAGCAGCUGCAGCAGUUGAUGGCCCAAUCAAACAAUGCGCCAGAUCGAGGUCGCGGAUUGAAUCGCUUCGAACAGGCCAUGCGCACACGUGGAGAUCUCACGGGAAUCUCACAGGCGCCAGAGCGCACGACCAUGUCUUACGAUUAUGGCUACACAGGGAAUGCCUUUUCCGGGGGCUCAUUACAGCCCAGCGACAUGCAAGCCUUUGCGUCGGAAUAUAUGCGACCACGUCAUGCUCCUUUCAUGAAUCAACUCUCCCAGCGAUCUGUACAAGCUCAAUUUGCCCAGCAACAGCAGCAGCAGCAGCAGCAGCAGCAGCAGCAUCAAAAUCAACAUCAUCAUCACCACCACCACCACCAGCAAGCCCAUCAACAACACCAACAUCAGCAUCAGCAUCAGCAUCAAUCGCAAAAUGUCUCCUCACAACUCCAUCAAACGAGCCCAAAUUCAACUCACCAUUUUAAUCGACGACGCGCCGCUGCUGAAUCCAUUCCAUUGGUUCCAUACGAUUCAGCCAUGCUGUACAGCUUCAGCCACCAACAAAGUUCAACUCACGGAUCCUUUGACGAGGUUCCACAGUUCUCGACACGGCAGUCGACAAGGAUGGACGCCCUAUCACAUCAGAUCGCCAUCCCACAGUACUUUUCAGACGAGAGCGCUGGAACCGGGAUUCCAGGCCUUUCCCCAUACCUGAAUGCUAUUUCAUAUAAUGAACCCGAUUCCAUGGCGCGAUCCAGUGCCGGGCAAUCCUUCCCAACUGUUUUGGCCGAAUAUACGCCGAUGGAAGGUGAACCUUCGACGCACUCGGACCCGCAGCCUGUUCAAUCGUCAACACUGGAGCAGUCGCAAGCGCAGAUUGAUCCCCAUGCGAAAUCGUCAGAUGAUCAGUUCGAGCAUCCGGAGUAUCAACGAGCUUUGUGCAGUACUUUGGAUCAGAUACGUGCUGGAAGUUUAGUGCAUGCGAGUCGAUCAAUACUGGAGAUUUCCGAAUGGCUUGUUACGAAUGCACUGGAUCUUGGACUUUUGAGUGACAACCACAAGCAACACUCCCGGCGCCUCCAGUUCUGGAAUGACUUCAACAUCUGCUGGCUUGCCCUCUGUCAGAAGCAGAAGAAUCUUACUCAAGACAUCAUCACCACCGGUCACCAGCCAUCCUCCACGACUCUGCUCAGCCGCGAUCGCAUGGAAGAGAUCGGCAAAGAUUUGAUUCAUUUCUGCGACCAGUUGGAGCAGCACGGACUGGUUGAUUAUCAGAUGGGUAUUUGGGAGGAGGAAAUUCUUUCCGGUAUCAAGCGAGGUUUCCGAUCUACGGGUCUGCGUCUUGUUACGGGGCUUUACCGUGGUCGGGACUAUGCUAAUAUUGUACGUCUUGACUCGAUAGUCCUCGGCCAGUGUCUCGAUUUAAUAGUGGAUAAGCCUGAGCUGCUCCGCAUCCCAGCGACCCCGGAACCUGCUUUGGCAACGCAGCGAUCAUGA
Molecule: messenger RNA, 1497 nt
Organism: Penicillium diatomitis
Lineage: Eukaryota; Fungi; Ascomycota; Eurotiomycetes; Eurotiales; Aspergillaceae
Exons: 3
Coding region: 1-1497 (498 amino acids)
Source: RefSeq, a predicted model, not a curated record